GGGGGUGUGCCUCUUCUUCAAGUUGGUGACAUCAACCUCGCUGGUGCUGCCGUCCCCCCGGCCGCAACCUGCUCGGGAUCUGCCUGCAAACAACCACGGGAGCAACAUACAUAGUACAGCCAGCAUAGAUAGGAACCAAAUGUACAGCGCAGCAUGGACAACCUAAACGCAGAGCCAUGGUUUGCGGGAUCCAUGCAACGCGACGAGUGUGAUCAGUACAUGCACCAACCACAUGUCGAGCAUGGCCACUUUCUCGUGCGGGAAUCGCAAUCCGCCCCAGGCGUCUACACGCUCGUGAUCAAGCAAGGCCCCUUUAUCAGAAACUUUCGCAUCUCCGAGGCGGGAGGGCAAUACUACUUGGUGGAGGGAAACACAUUCCCCACUAUCGGGUUGCUGUUGCAGUCUGCCAUGUCCAGCGGCAUGUCUUCAGAAGGAGAGCUGAUUGUCCUCAAACCCCUCCAUGUCAACCCAAACGCCGCGUCUCCAGACCAGCCGUCCGCUGUGCCCAUGAUCCAAGACCAGGAAGUGUACGAGAGCAUCGACGAGCCUCCAAGCGCACAGUCGAGCAGGCCGCCUCCCGUCCCCACAUCAGCCAGGCCCGCCGCCCUCUCGCCACAACGUCCGCUGCCGCCGCCACCACCACCAUCAUCAUCAUCAUCAACCACCACCAACACCACCACCCCGGUGGCACAAGCGCCCACAGAGAACUACGGAAAGGUCAACACGCUGCGGCCUGGCGCAACGCUGCUAGGUGGCAACGAGCCCACAUAUGGUCAGAUCCCAGACAGCCCAGAGGACGAUGCAUCUGCGGUCGACUUUGGUGUGCCGCUCCCUGCAACAUCAACACGUGCGCCACCACCUCUCCCACCAGCAAACACGCGGCCCAUGCACCAGCACCAACGGCACCAACAGCACCAACAGCACCCGGGUGAACAGGAUCUGUAUGAAGACCUUGACACUGAGCAGCCCGACGAGGAUUUGUACGAAGCAAUUGACGACAAGAAUCGUGGCUCCAGUCACCGCGCACCCCCGCAGGUGGCAGCCGUGCAUGAUGGCGGUUUGUACAGUGCCCUGCCACCUGCCCGCCACCAAGCCACUGCAGGAAGCGAUGACGCACCACCGAUGCUGCCACCAAAGGGCAUCAAGAAACGGCCACCACCACCUGUUGUGGCAGUUGCAGAGGAAGGCAUGUACUCUGCACUGCCCAAGCGCGGGGCAACCGUGUCGCAGCCUCUACAGGCGCCAUCCUCCCUACCACAAUCAUCAGCAUCAGCCGCAGCGGCAAGGUUACGGGCACAGUCUGCUGGUGACCAACACCACCCUGCCCCUGUGGUGCAGGCCGUUGCGGAUGACAUGUACUCUGCACUGCCGCCCUCCCGCCCACCACCGCAGCUGCAAGUGCAACAGGGGUACACGAAGAUGCAAGCAAACCCAACAGCGUCGUCAGGCAUCGCGCAGCAGCCACCACUGCCAUCCAUUCCCCAGCAGCAGCAGCAGCAGCAGGUGAUGGGCUCAGAGAUGUAUGUGAACGAACAAGCGCUGCAGAGCACACACGCUGGAGCACCAAUUCCAUCGGACGAGCAAUACGGAAAUCAGGAAGCCCUCAACGCGCAAUGGCAGCAGCAACAACAACAACAGCAGCAGCAGCAGCAACAGAGAGGAGGGGUAGCACCAACAUUGUCAUCACCAGGGACUGCGGGUGCGGGUGUGAUGAUGCCUGAGAUUUACGAAAACGAGUCUGCGCUGUCAUCCUCAACUGCACAAGCACCGCCGUCGUCGCCACCGCAAUCGUCCGCACCCAACAUCAUGCCCGAGAUCUAUGGGAACCAGGCCACAAUCGACGCCGAUGCAGCCAAGUCGCAAUCACCAGCGGCAACGGCAGCGGCCAUGGCUAACCCUGUGAUUCCACAGCAUGAUGCGGAGUACGAUGUGGAUGCAGGCACACCGACGCUGGACCUGUUUGGGUUCGACCACCCGCCCAUCCACACGCACGCGCUACACGACGACAGCCACAAGCUUGACCCGCCACAGCUCGCUCUGUACGACAACGACAGCGCAGCCAAGUCCCCGCCGGAGUGCGACCGGGAGUACGACGUGAAUGCUGGUGCCCCUGUUCUCGACUUUACACACCCGCAAUUGGGCGAUCGCAGUGCCCCCGUGUACGGUGACGUUGACGGUGACGGCAAUGGCGACAGAACCGCAGCAGCACCACCAACGCUAGAUUCCAUGCACACGUACGGCGAUGUGGAUGAGCCACCCGUGCAAGACCAAGAAGUGUACGAGGACAUUGACGAGCAUAAUCCUGCAUCGAAUCGACCAUCAGCGACUGCAACUGCAACUGCAGCAGCAGUGGCAUCGUCACAGGAGCCCGUGUAUGGCGACCCCGACGACGAACUUCAGCCACCACCGCAGCAACAACGACACCAACAACACCAACAAGAACAACAUCAGCAGGGGCCGGGAAAGCAGUCGCAGGUGACACACCAGCCAAUCAGCGGUGUGCAGAUAACCAGCAGCGGAACAGAUGCACAGCCCCACAUCCGGCCCCUGUCACCCGUCUCCAUCCUCCACCUGCUGCUCGCCAUCUCGGCAGGCAUCUUCCUCAUGAUUCUACUCGUUGCGUCCAAUUUUGGCGGCAGCGCAGAGGCGGAAGUCACGCGUGCGUUUCUCUUCAUCGCCCUCGCCACCAGCAUCGCUCUCUUUGUUCUUCUCUAUCGACACUUGAACGAGGUGCACCAUGCGCCCGUGCACACCUUGGUCCCCAACACGGUGAAAGUCGUCGCACCCAUCUUAUGGCUUGCGCUGUGUGCAUAUGGGAGCAUCUGGAGCGACACGUGCGUGGUGCUUGGCCAUUCCUUUGGCCUCGCCACCACCGCCCUCGUGCUCACCUCGUGUGUGGUGACUGUGUGCUUCCAAGCACCCCGGCGGUUUGUUGCGUCGCGUUGGUCGCGUGCUGCGAGUGUGCGCAUGCGCAGAUUCUGGGCCCCUGUCACCGCCGCUGUUUCCGCCAUCACCUUUGCGCUCGCCGUCGCUGCGCUCGUGCUUCCGUGGGCAACGAUUGGCUUCAGUGAGCUUGGCCUCAUCAGGACAUCGACCGGUAUCGGUGGAUCAACCCUUAACACCGCGUUUCCGCUGUGCAGGGUGCACAUGUCGUUGCCUCAAGUCGCAAUGGCCGGUGCCCACCUGCUGGCGUUUCUAGCGGCACUCACCCUCGCGUGCACGGCUGCUUCGGUCCUGCUUGCGCUCUGCGAGAAGCGCGUGGUUGUGUUGCAACAUCUUGUUCUUGGACGCCUAUUCCUCCUCCACGCGCCCCUGGCCAUUGCUGCCACCCUCUUCGUUUCGGGCUUCCUCGGCUUGGUUGCUGUCAUUUCGUGGGCUGCGCUGAGCCUACCAGGGUCGCUAUCCACUGGGUUUAUUCUGGGCGUGGUGGCCAGUGUACUGUGUCUCGUCUAUGCGAGUGCAUCACGGUUUGUGUUUGUGUCGCAGCACCGCGCUGUUCUGCCGAAGCAGCUGGCGGCUGCAGACGUCGGCCGCCCCAGUGCCCGCAGCUCUCGUCACGACCCGCUCUCAGCCAUGUCGGAGCUCGGAAACGAGUCCCAACGUUUUGAGAUGGUGCAGAAUCCGCUUGUUCAGAACGGGAACAAGGAGCACCGACCGCCAAUCCCGACGCCGUACCACGAGCAGCAGCAGCAGGUCGAGGUGCCAGGGUUCAUGCCAGAUGCAACCACAGACGAGAGUGUUGCGCACAUGCAGGUCUUGGGCGUGCAGCACGGGGACUCUGCUGUGGACCCUCAGCUGAACCUCAGUCAUGGCGAGGAGAUGACGCAGCAAGUUGGCGUGUAG
Messenger RNA from Salpingoeca rosetta, 3843 nucleotides. RefSeq lists its product as uncharacterized. The transcript is spliced from 16 exons. Lineage: Eukaryota; Choanoflagellata; Craspedida; Salpingoecidae. The coding region runs from base 154 to 3843 and encodes 1229 amino acids. The record is from RefSeq and is a predicted model, not a curated record.